AUGCAGGCAGAACCUAUGACUUCUUCACACACACCAUCAAUAGACGCCGACAGACAUCGAUUUCCGUAUUGCAUCGUGUGGACCCCGAUACCGGUAUUAACAUGGCUGUUUCCGUUCAUUGGCCACAUGGGGAUCGCCAACAGUCGAGGGAUCAUCCGUGAUUUUGCAGGUCCCUAUUUCGUCAGCGAAGAUGCGAUGGGAUUUGGUUGGCCUACACGAUUUUGGGUGCUGCAAGAAAGUGAUGUAGUAGGCGGAUCGGACAACUACGAUCGGGCUAUACGGGAAGCGUCAGAUGUUUACAAAGGACGAAUGCACAAUUUAUGCUGCGACAACUGUCAUUCACAUGUGGCUUUGGCGCUGAAUACGAUGCAAUAUCGUGGCAGCACGAGUUGGAAUAUGGUCAACCUGUGCUUUUUCAUGCUUAUCAAAGGCAGAUUUGUCAGUCUGUCCGGAUUUCUGAAGCAAUUCCUGCCAACGGCCAUUAUUUUGUCGAUUGUGCUGGCGUUCGUCUUCUGGCUGCAA
This is a messenger RNA of Mesorhabditis spiculigera, 522 nucleotides long. NCBI's taxonomy places the organism in Eukaryota, Metazoa, Nematoda, Chromadorea, Rhabditida, Rhabditidae. The record is from the annotation of a GenBank genome assembly.